CAUUCAUUUAAUAGGCAACCCACUUAUAAGAUAUAAACAUCAACAGAGUAGUUAGGAUUUUAUUGACAAUGAUUUAUAUUUAUUGAAUUAAAUUAAACUGCUUAUUGCCUAUUUUAAAAAUGUCCCUAAAAAAUAACCCAAAUCUAUGUGUUGUGUGUUAUAGAACAUUUUCGAAGACUUCCAAUUUAAGAGCUCAUGUUAAACAAUUCCACCCAGAAAAAGUAAACGAAUUAGCCCCCAGAAAACUAUAUAAACCAUCGGAAUAUUGCCAGGCUUGUUCUAAAGCAUUCACCAACCAUUCAAACUUUAAAAGGCAUGUCUUGAAGUUCCAUUAUGAUAAACGAUACACUUUAUUGGGAAAUAAUCUGUUGAAGCACAUUUGUCAAAUAUGUGGGGAAAAUUUUUCUUUUUUUAAGCAUUUAAAAAGCCAUGAAAAACUAGCUCAUGAUAAAAUAAAGAAAAUAUUUAAAAAAUCUUGCCCCUUAUGUGAGUUUGGGCAUAUAGACCGGUCUGAAUUGGUUAGUCACUUUGAAUCUGAUCACAAUUUAGUUAUUAAUUCGGAAACCAUUGUAUUCAACACUUAUGAGCAGUUUUCAAAGUGGAAAGGUGAGAUAGAAGUAGCCACCAAUGCUGUAUAUGUUAAGAAAAAUGGAAACCUUAAUGGUGAAAAAAGAAAAUAUGCUUAUUUUACAUGUCAAUGCUCUGGUUAUUAUCGUCCAAGGGGUAAAGGUAUUAGACCUUUAAAAAGGCAAGGCUCUAACAAAAUGAAUGCCUAUUGUCCUGCUAAUAUUUACCUAAAGAGGACCAAAGAUAAUUGUUUUGAGGCCUUAUGGACCCAAACCCAUGUUGGGCAUGACACUGAGGAGUCAACAUUGAGUUUCCAAAACACAAUUAUACAAGAGGAAGAAGUAGAUAGGCCAUUAACAAUAGAAAUCAGGAAUGAUGCCAAACUUUUAGAAAUCAGUAAGGAAGAAUUAAAAAAUGAUUUGAUUAAAGCAGUCAGUGAAAUUCAGUCAAUGGAGGAGGUGAAAGUUUUUGAAAAAGUUAUUAGGCAAAUAAGGACUGCAAUGGCAGAAAUGAGGAAUCAAUUUAGUGAAAAAGUAAUAAAUGUGGAUCCAGAUUAUGGCGUUUCUUGGUAUAUAGAGCAGUAAAAGAAGAUGUGGCAUGAUAUUUUGUGUUUUAAAUAACCACAAUAUCUUUAAUGACAGUUUUUGUGUAUUUAUUUGAACAGUAAGGGUUGUAAGUAACAUGUGCUGAAUUUUAUUCUAUAUUAUUACAUACAUUUUCAUACCAAGUUAAAUGAAUAACACAAACUAUACAAAAAAUAUUAAGUUGUGCUAAACAACUGAUGUCAGGUUAAUUUUUCAAAUCUGAGUUUUCUAUUUUAGACCACAUGGCAAGUUAAUUUCAGUUUUGGAAAUUCAAUUAACUUAGGCCAUUUCUUUGUUACUAAAUAAUAUUACCAAUACACAAGUUGUAAAAAAAAGUUGUUACCAAAAACUAAAAAAUUCAUUCAACAUCAAAUAAAAAAUUAAAAAACUAACCUCUUACUUAAUACUUAAUGUCACUUCUACAAUUGUUGUUAUUUUACCUCCUCUAUGGAGCCACUGUCUUAGUCUAGCAAUGUUUAAAUUGGCAAAAACUUAAGAGCCUUAUUGUUUUGUCGAAAAAUAGUUGUAAAUAUGCUUGUUAAUUUAAUAUAAAUUGUCAUUGGCCUCGGAAGGUUCAUUUAUAACAGAUUAUUAAUUAUCAUUAUGUAUUUAAUUAUUGUACACUUCACUCCUUUUUUUAAAAUAAACAGAAUUUGUAUUUACUGAAAUAAAAACUGAUGUAUUAUUAUUGUUAUUAGAUAGUUUCCAGAUGGUAAACGAUAUCAUCUUAUCAUAGUUUUUUUUUAAAUAUCUCUUUUUAUUAACCAAAAUAUAUAUCAUUAUGGUAGAUUUCAUCAAUCCUUUAAACAGUAAUUAUCCAUUUGUUUUAUAGCUUUUGGUGGUUCAAAUAAUUAUGUAUGAUGAAAUUCUAGUUCAUUACACUAAAUAUUUAAGUGUCAAAGUCAAAAAUAGCUUUAUUGUUACAUAACAUAAUAUUUUGUGAACAAAGCAUUAUAUAAAACCUUAAAGAUAGUUGACAACAUCUUUUACAAAAAUAUAAACAUUUUUAACAAUUCUUACAUACAUAGAAUAUAGAACACAAGCAACAAAAUUAAAAAAGUAAAAGUAUUAAGAAGUCCCAUCACGCUACGCAAAUCUCCUCACUGUCAAAAAGUUGUAUUUAAAUACUCGUCUAGAGAAUAAAAUGCUUUAGCAAGUAGAA
Molecule: messenger RNA, 2313 nt
Organism: Anthonomus grandis grandis
Lineage: Eukaryota; Metazoa; Arthropoda; Insecta; Coleoptera; Curculionidae
Exons: 3
Coding region: 120-1151 (343 amino acids)
Source: RefSeq, a predicted model, not a curated record